GACCAAAGAAUUUAAAUGCUAUUAAAAAAGGCAAAGCUAAAGUUGUUGAGAUAGAUGUUGAUGAAGAUGAUAGUAUUGAACUGGUUGAUGAUGAUGAGGAAACGAAAGAGGAUGAGGAAACAGAGAUGGUUGAAGUAGAAGAAGAUGAUGCUGAUGAAGAUCUUAACCUUGGAGAUAAUGAAGAUUGA
Molecule: messenger RNA, 188 nt
Organism: Ilex paraguariensis (yerba mate)
Lineage: Eukaryota; Viridiplantae; Streptophyta; Magnoliopsida; Aquifoliales; Aquifoliaceae
Source: the annotation of a GenBank genome assembly